AUGUUCGUCCACCCACCCUAUGUCAUUGCCAAAACCUCUGUCAUUGCUCACCAUCUCUGUCCGUCCUUUCAACCUCUGUCAUUGCCUACCAUCUCUGUCCAUCCAUCCAAUCUCUGUCAUUACCCACAACUUCUGUCCGUCCAACCAAUCUCUGUCAUUGUCUACAAUCUAUGUCAUUGCCUACUAUCUUUUUCCGUCCGUCCAACCUAUGUCAUUGCCUACAAUCUAUGUCAUUGCUCACCAUCUAUGUCCGUCAAUCCAAUCUCUAUCAUUGCCGCAACCUAUGUCAUUGCCUACAACCUCUGUCCGUCCACCCAAUCUCUGUCUGCUCCUUCAAUCAUUGUCUAA
Molecule: messenger RNA, 348 nt
Organism: Heterostelium album PN500
Lineage: Eukaryota; Evosea; Eumycetozoa; Acytosteliales; Acytosteliaceae
Exons: 1
Coding region: 1-348 (115 amino acids)
Source: RefSeq, a predicted model, not a curated record